UGAAAAACAUGGCAGGUACCGUGGUGAACGACUCCCCCAACAGUAGCACUGGUUGCUUCGAUUCUGCUCGUAAUUAUCUGGACCGCUUUGAAUACAGGAUCGAUUAUGGCAGCUAUCAUAUCGCAGUGCUGAAGAUGGGGAUAAGUCUAUUGGAAACCUUUGAUCUGUAUAUUAGAAAGUGUAGGAGGAGGAGGAGCAAACGGGGUACGUGUUUGGAAAAAGACGAGGACAAGGAUGAUGCUAAGUCUGACAGACUUAGUAGUAUUUCUUUCCGGAUUCAAGAUCUGGUUUGGGGGAUACGGCGCAGACUUGACUGUGGUGCGUCAGAUCAUAGAGGCAUCAAAUGUGAGCUCAACAAAAUCGGUGAAAAUAUCAACUUGUUUUUUGAAACAGAUAUCAAGGAAUUGGACAUCAUCCGUUUGUUGCUUUACUACUCACUGGAAGACUUGCAACUAGUUAUGGAUUUCACCGAUUCCAUAUCAGUUAAUCUAAAGCGUCUUUCCUCAUACUGCAAAUUUCAUGCAUAUGAAGCUCUAAGGACUGUACUGGAAACCCUUCAAGAGAAGCUAAUGUUCUUGAAGAGUUUCGCUCGCUUUGCAACACUACAAGGUGUUGAGGGUCAGCCAUUGAUAGAUCUGUUGGGUCACGUUGAGGUUGUGGUGGUCAAUGCUGUUAGCUUGGCUUUUACAUUUUGGUUUCAAAGGCGCAAUGAGAAAGUGCGCGAUGAAAUGAAAUUUGAAAUUUCUCAACUAAUACACAAGAUGAUUGAUCCCGUUGAUCCCCAAGUCCGAGAGAUUUAUACCCAUGUCCUGGAAGCUUCCAAGUUAUCAAAAUCAUCCUACACUUUAGCUGUGAAGGAGAAUAGGCAUCUAUUGGUUGAGUUUAUUGAUUAUCUCCUGCAAAGUAUCAUGGGGAUCAUAACAGAAUGUUAUACCAGUUUCGUGGAUGCGGUGAACGAUCAAAUGCUAAAGCUCCUUGAGGGAGUAAGAUUCCUGAGUGUCCUUCUUAGCCUGGAGCAGGAGAAGUUCGAUGAGCUAAAUGAUGCAAUGAAUGAUCUUAUUGGAGUUGCAGUCUCUGAUGCAGGUAUUGUGACUUUCUCCCUUUCUACAAAUGAAAUGAAAGAAGGCUUGUGCAAGGACACAGAUCUGGCUCUUUCUAACUUGCUCCAAGAGCUCCAGUUCAUCAUUGCAGAAGCUGCACAUGUUUAUCCACUAACAUCAUCAUCAUCACUCAGUUUCCCAAGGACUAAAGAACUGGGUUCUCUUGAUUUUCUUCUAGGAACUCUCGAGGAACUAGUGAGUUCGACAGCUGAUUCAAUUGCUUUUCCAAACGAUCAAAUCCGCACAAUCCUAGAAGAUCUUGUAUUCUUAAGAUUUGUCCUAGGGAAUAUUGUGGAGCAAUGCAAUAGGGAUGAAAAACUCCAAGCUCUUUGGAGUCGUAUCAUGAAGGUUGCAUACAGUGCAGAAUUAAAAUUUGACUCUGCACUGCUUGGUGAUAAAUGUGAACCAUGUUUGGAUGCUGUUGCCAGAGAUGUACAUCUCAUGAAGAUUGAGGCUGAAGAGGUCUAUGGUUGCAUUAGAUAUGAUGGUGAAACUCAAAGAGUUACCAAGACGACUAUUAACAUGCCAUCACAAGUUACAGCUCCAAUAUCCACUGAAGCUCUGGUGGGUCUCAAUGAUGAGGUAGAAAGUAUAAUUGAUAGACUUGUGAGAGGAUCAAGGCAGCUAGAUAUCAUUGCCAUUGUGGGUAUGCCUGGACUUGGUAAGACAACAUUAGCCAAUACAAUUUAUAGUGAUCCUACAGUAGAGUGCCACUUCCACAUUCGUGCAUGGUGUUGCUUUUCUCAAGCGUAUACCAAGCAUAGUUUGUUAGUUCAGAUUUUGUGUAGUAUUGAUUGUGAGAGCCAUAUCCAGUAUCUUGACAAUAAUGAAGAUGAUAUGGCUGACAAGCUACGCAAAUUGUUGAAGAGAAAUAGGUAUCUCAUCGUUUUGGAUGAUGUUUGGGACAUUGUGGGGUGGGAUUCGUUGAAACACUCACUGCCAGAUGAUUGCAAUGGAAGUAGGAUUCUCUUAACCAGCAGAUUUCAAAAAUUGUCUUUGCUAAUUAAACCUGAUAGCGAGCCACACCAUCUUCGCCCACUUACAGAUAAUGAGAGUUGUGAAUUGCUGCAAAAAAAGUUAUUUGCCAAAAAAGAUUGUCCUCCAACAUUGAGUAAAGUUGUACUGAACAUAGCAAAAUACUGUAAGGGCCUACCUCUCGCAGUUGUCCUUGUUGCUGGAAUUCUUGCUAUUACUAAGCAAGAUUGCUGGAAAGAAGUUGUAAGACAUCUAAUUUCCAGCAUUUAUGUUGACAAUGAACAUUGCAUGAAGACAAUUGAGCAGAGUUAUAAUUAUUUACCAGAUUAUCUAAAGCCAUGCCUUCUUUACUUUGGUGCAUUUCAAGAAGACCGAGACAUUCCUGUUCGCAAGUUGUUAUGUCUUUGGAUCUCUGAAGGAUUUGUCCAAAAGACUGAAGGAAAGAGCUUAGAGGAUGUGGCAGACGACUAUUUGAUGGAUCUAAUUGGGAGAAGUUUAGUUAUGGCUGCCCAACAAAGAUCUUUAGGUGGGAUCAAAACUUGCAGAAUUCAUGAUUUGGUACAUGAGUUUUGUGUUAAGAAAGCAAAAGAAGAACGUUUUCUACAGAUUUUACACGGGGAUAACCUUCUUACUUUCACUGGCCCGUGUGACCCCCACCGACUGGUUGUCUACCCUAGCACAAGGCGGGGACCUAAAAACUCAAGGCUAUUUUUUCCCAAUUUGUGCAGUUUGCUCUUCUCUGAUUGUACUUAUACAGAGCUAGAUAUAAUUUCACGCAAAGUUCUGUCAUCUAAACUUCUUAGAGUGUUGGACUGCAGGAAUGAUCCUUGGUCGAGGGCAGAUUUUCCAAGCGAAGUAGUAUUCCUUGUUCACUUGAGGUACUUGAACAUUACGUCUGAUAGAGGGGAAAUCCCAUCUGCAAUAGCCAACCUCUCAAGGUUAGAAACUUUUGUGGUAGGAGGACCCCUUACAAGUUAUUUCUUACCUAACACUAUCUGGAACAUUAAAACUUUGAGGCAUCUUGUCGUAUCAGCAUCACUAGGUGGUUUCAUAUUUCCCAUCAACAGUCUUGAAGGUUCCCCGGAUUUAGAACAUUUAGACACUUUAACCCUUUCAAUCUGGAACCCUUCUCGAGACUUGCAAAAGAUACUGACAAAGUUACCAAGCAUCCGCAGGCUAAGAUGUGUGGGAGACAGUAAUGGAGCAUCUGCUGGAAUUCUCGUGCUGGACUACUUGAGUCGACUAGAAUCACUUAAGAUGAGGUUUCUUAUUGGAUAUGAGUUUGAGUUCCCAUUGAAUUUGAGAAAGUUGACUCUCAUAGAUAAUAAUCAGCCAUGGAGUAUAAUUUCAGCAAUUGGAAAGUUGCACAACCUUGUAGUACUUAAAUUAUGCCGUGUUUCCUUUCUGGGGAAAAAAUGGGAAAUGGAAGAAGGGGAAUUCAGUAACCUUCGAUUCUUGAAAUUGUCAGGGUUGAAUAUUCGCUGCUGGACAGCCUCUUCUGAUAAUUUUUCCUGUCUUGAGAAAUUGGUUUUGCAUCAGUGUUAUGAUCUGGAAGAGGUCCCUUCUUGUUUAGGGGAAACCCUCACUCUUGGCAUGAUUGAGGUGAAAUUGUGUCAUGAGUCAACUGUAAAUUCUGUGAAGCAAAUUCAGCAAGAACAGAUAGACUUGGGAAAUAAGGGCUUAAAGAUCAUAAUUAAACAAGAAAUUGGUUAGAUCUACUCAGAAAGGGAGUCGAAGCAGAGAAGAAUUCCAGUCAUGAGAUCGGUAUGAUCCUUGAAACCAGCUGCACACAAGCAUAAAUGCCAGGUACACAUUUUUAUUUGUUCUGUACAUUUGAGCUCAAAUAAUGCUGACCAAGUCUCUUUUCUUGAAGCAAAUAGCUGAAUGACCUGAGACUUUCUUUAUCCUUUGUUUUUAAUUUUGAAAUGCAAAGAAUGCGCUCUUGCGGCCUUGUUGUGUAGAAUAUGUGCAUAUGGGUUAAUGACAGCUUGGCAAGCAUAGGAAUGUUUUUUCCAGUUUUUUUCUUUUUCUAUUUUCUACCGUCUAGAUAUACGAGUUUGUUCCUGCUUAUGCCUACUUUUACCAAAGCUUCUGUUUUGCUAUGUUCUUGUGGUACCUUCUAGAGUAUGUAAACUAAUUGUGCUUUAGACCUGGCCAUCAGCCAUCUUCUUCUGAUACCUUGAUACGUAUAAAGAAGCCAAAAUCAGAGGGAAAAAAAUUUGAGAUGUUGAAGUUAGAAUAUAUUCUUUAUAUCAUCAAAAUAAACCCCGGUAGAUGGUUCUAAUAAGUACUAUUUUCUGUGUAUUUAAUCUUUAAUAAUAAUUUGCUUGAAGAGAUUUUUCAUGGAUUGUUGUUUUCGACUGAUUAAGUGAAAAGAUGCUGAAAGUUCUGGGGACAGAGGAAAUGAGGAAAGGAACUUGAACUUGAUGAAAGGAUUUAUUACCAGAUGGAAAGGAUGUAUUACCGGAAAAUUUUUAGUAUUUAGAGUGUUAAUAUGUUCUUCAUCCGACUUAGCAUGCAUUCUGACUUCUCAGUUACAAUUAGUUGGUAAAGUUGCAUCUUGAACAAAUUAGUCUGAUUUAGAAUCAAUAUCUUUGGCUUGUGCAGUUUCAAUGAGCGUGUGUCUAGGAGAGAGAGAGAGAGAGAGAGACAGAGAGAAUAUCCUAACUUCUGGCUCGUAGAUCAACUACAAGCUAGUGGAAAGGGGAAACGAGCAAAAAGCAGGAGUACCAAUUGGAUGAAUAUCCUGAAGAAAUGUCCGAUUAAUAUAUAUUUGUUGCAAUGGGAUAGGUGAAUUCAGGAAAUAGAGAACAGGCUCUAGCUCUCUGCAAAUGGCUAUGGAAAUUGAUGGUGUAGACAAUGGAAUUUUAAUUAAUUCUUAAAAUUACCAUUGGUCUAUAAAUUAUUUUUGUGGCUUAUUUCUAUCCAAUCGGGUAUUGCCACAUGUCAUGUACACUUGGAAAAUUUGGUUAUUAAAUGGCCAAUUAUAUUUUUCCACGUGUCAAGGUGAGGUGUUCCAAAUUUAUUCAAAUUGUAGGGAUAUCUCCACCAACCAAAUCAUAUCAUAUCAUAUGUCUACUGGAUAGACAUUUAAAUAUUUAUUUCUUAUUAAAGAGAUAAUAUUUAGAGUCGUUUGAUCCAUAUAUAUCUCUUAUAUACUGCAAUGGUCUGUCCAAUCAGACGGCGCCACGUCACUUGUCCCCACAGGCUUGGCCAAUCGGGAAAUUAUCUAUCUCUUUAUUGAUAAAUAUAAAAUAAAGAGAUAAUAUUUAACUGGCACAGUCCUAAUAUGACUGCACGUCUUGCAAGUAAAGUGGUACACAGGUCUUCAACCUCUACCCCUUGCUACAGCUAUAAAUAGAGGUCUCUCAAUCAAAUCAAAGACACACAGACAUACAGAGAUACACACCAGAAGGCAUCUCAUACACUCAAGUGGUGAAGUUCCAAGCUACGAAGAUUUGGGUUUUCAAACUCUUCAGGUCUUCCAUAUAGCAAGGCUUGAGCUUCCAAAUAUUUUCAAGUUCUUCAAAUCUUCCAUAUCAAGAUUUGAAAGAAUCGGUGGUUGAUCCAAGAACAAGCUGCGAAGCCCUUGGAUUGGUGUUCGAGGAGAAGAAUCGAAAGAAACUCUCCAUAAGUUCGAGAAACUUCCAGAGAUUGUACCCCCAUAUUUUUCUAAAUUUAUAUAUCACAUAUUUGUCGUGUA
Coffea arabica (coffee) is the source of this 5778-nucleotide messenger RNA. Lineage: Eukaryota; Viridiplantae; Streptophyta; Magnoliopsida; Gentianales; Rubiaceae. The record is from RefSeq and is a predicted model, not a curated record.